Messenger RNA from Python bivittatus (Burmese python), 1413 nucleotides. It is a transcript of the gene IGF2, whose product is annotated as insulin like growth factor 2. The record is from RefSeq and is a predicted model, not a curated record. Gene Ontology annotation, cellular component: extracellular region. Gene Ontology annotation, biological process: positive regulation of vascular endothelial cell proliferation; positive regulation of insulin receptor signaling pathway; positive regulation of transcription by RNA polymerase II. Lineage: Eukaryota; Metazoa; Chordata; Lepidosauria; Squamata; Pythonidae. Gene Ontology annotation, molecular function: growth factor activity; insulin-like growth factor receptor binding; hormone activity.
UUCAUUGAAAGUAUAGCUGCUACUAGGAGAGCUGAGCCCCACCAGCCCUGCCUCUGGAAACGAAAUCCAAGCAAGAGACAGCAAAGCAAACUAUCUCUCUGUCUAUCUACGCACGCACACACAGACGCGGCACACACAGACAAAGAUAAAAGGGACUCGCUACCCCAAACAGAACCAGAAAAUCAGCCAAGCAGAGUCACCAUGUCAAGAGCAGAGGAUGAAUGCUGCAGCAACCCAGCCUUGCUCCAAAUCUCUACGCAAGAAGUUGAAAACAGCCUUGGCAGUUCAAAGGUGCAGAAGAUGUGCACCUCCCGGCGGAUAUUGCUGCUUAUACUCACCUUCCUGGCAUAUACGAUUGAUUCUGUCUCUGCAUACAGUCCUGCUGAAACCCUUUGUGGUGGAGAGCUGGUGGACACACUGCAGUUUGUCUGUGGGGACAGAGGCUUUUAUUUCAGUAGGCCUGUGGGUAGAAACAGAGGAAGACUCAAUCGUGGCAUCGUGGAGGAGUGCUGCUUCCGGAGUUGUGACCUGAAUCUCUUGGAAACUUAUUGCGCAAAAUCUGCCAAAUCGGAACGGGACCUGUCUUCAUCUCUUGUGGUCUUACCAGCACUAAACAAGGAUAUCUUUCAAAAGCCCUCCCAUGUCAAGUACUCAAAAUACGACAUUUGGCAGAAGAAGAGCCCGCAGCGCCUUCAGCGGGGAGUUCCCAACGUCCUCCGUGCCCGCAGGUAUCGAUGGCAAACUGAAGGACUGCAGGAGUCUGAGGAGUCCAAGAACCAUCGCCCGCUGGUUGUCCUGCCGACGCAGACACCUCUGGCUGUGCACACCACCUCAGAAACGUCAGGCAGCCAGAAGUGAACUGUGAUGAACAAUUUGCAAAAGUGACUCUUUAUUAUUAUUAUUAUUUUUUCCCAGUCUCGUGGGAGGUGUUUUCCAGGUCCGGCCCCAGCCUUUUCUCUCUUCCAGACCAAGGCAGAGGGGAGAGAGCAAAUGUCCUUUCACACCAAGGAACAACAGGAAAAGGGGCACGGGAACACCAAAAGAGUGGGAUUAUAACAUCGGCGGUGGCAGCAGCAUUUUUGUGGCAUUGUCUUUAAUUUUUUUUUUUUUAAUCUAUUGGUUGGCUUUGUACUUUCCUACCCAGUAUUUUCAGCUUGAAUUUAACAGGGACAGCUAAGGCACUUGAACUAUGUAAUAACAGACCUGCCUUUCAGUCCAUAUACUAACCAAUGAAGACAGAGCAAGAGAAGAUCAUGGCAUGAAAAGAAGGCCAAAUUCUAUGUCUCAACUGACAGUAAAAAGAAAAGGAAGGGAAACAAAAUCUGAGGUUUUAAAGGUUGGCCUAACCUUUACCCCAUUUUAUUGUUUUAUAAGUCACAAUUGAUAUAGUUGAGGGGUGUUUUUUUUUUGUCA